AUGGGUGCAUUGGAUUCGAAAGCUUUGAAUAAUACAAGAAAAGCCGGUAUCGAUGUCGUUUUUUUUAAUAGAGUGCCAAAAGUCGGUAGUCAAACUUUUAUGGAACUUUUAAGAAGAUUAUCGAUGAAAAAUAAUUUUGCAUUCCAUAGAGAUCAUAUACAAAGAGUUGAAACAAUCAGGUUGGCACCUGGUGAUCAAAUGGAUUUGGCCUCAAUGAUUGCUGCUUACGAACCUCCUAGCGUUUAUGUCAAACAUGUUUGUUUUAUUAAUUUCACACAAUUUCGAUUACCGGAACCAAUUUACGUGAAUUUAGUUAGAGAUCCCGUUGAAAGAGUUAUUUCCUGGUAUUAUUAUGUUAGAGCACCAUGGUACUACGUCGAAAGAAAGCAAGCAUUUCCAGAUAUUCCACUACCGGAUCCUCAUUGGCUUAAAAAGGAUUUUGAAACUUGCGUUUUGAGAGGAGAUAGAGAGUGUAAAUAUGUCGAAGGAGAAACGCACGAGGGUAUCGGUGAUCACAGAAGACAAUCAUUAUUCUUUUGCGGACAUAGCGAUGCUUGCACACCAUUUAAUACUCAAGGAGCAUUACAAAGAGCUAAAAGAGCUGUCGAACAACAUUAUGCUGUGGUUGGAGUACUCGAAGAUCUCAAUUCAACGUUUACCGUUUUAGAAAAUUACAUACCGAGAUUUUUUAAGGGUGCUGCACAAGUUUUCAAAGAUGAAGUUGAUCGUUUUGCAAGGAUAAAUAGAAAUUUAUUUAAACCUCCAGUUAGCGAAGAAGUUAAAGAAAUUGUUCGAAGGAAUUUUACAAGGGAAAUAGAAUUUUAUCAAUUUUGUCGACAACGAUUGCACAGACAAUUAUUGGCAUUGAAAUUACCGAAUACACCGCGAUGA
Messenger RNA from Pediculus humanus corporis (human body louse), 891 nucleotides. RefSeq names its product Heparan sulfate 2-O-sulfotransferase pipe, putative. NCBI's taxonomy places the organism in Eukaryota, Metazoa, Arthropoda, Insecta, Psocodea, Pediculidae. Gene Ontology annotation, cellular component: membrane. Gene Ontology annotation, molecular function: sulfotransferase activity. The coding region runs from base 1 to 891 and encodes 296 amino acids. The transcript is spliced from 5 exons. The record is from RefSeq and is a predicted model, not a curated record.